Molecule: messenger RNA, 1982 nt
Organism: Sinocyclocheilus rhinocerous
Lineage: Eukaryota; Metazoa; Chordata; Actinopteri; Cypriniformes; Cyprinidae
Product: ubiquitin-conjugating enzyme E2 Q2-like
Exons: 10
Coding region: 52-807 (251 amino acids)
Source: RefSeq, a predicted model, not a curated record
CUGAUCCAGUCCAUCGUGCACUUCACAGUUUUACAUUAUCGCUUAUGGGUAAUGAGGUCUCGUCUCGCUGAAAUCUUGCCAGUUACCUGCCGACUGCUCUUUCAGGAGUCCUACCCGUCGACGCCGCCGAUAUGGUGCGUGGAGUCCGAUGACCCGAGCCUGACGCAAGUGCUGGAGCGGCUGGAGGACGUCAGGAGGAGCAGCACACUGGAAAACCUGGCCAUCCUGGAGAAGAUCCGCAAGAACCAGCGGCAGGACCACUUGAAUGGCGCCGUGUCUGGAUCUGUUCAAGCGUCGGAUCGCCUCAUGAAGGAGCUCAGGGAGAUCUACCGAUCUCAGAGUUAUAAAAACGGCAUCUACUCUGUGGAGCUGGUCAACGACAGCCUGUACGAGUGGCACGUGAAGCUCAGGACUGUGGAUCCUGACAGUCCUUUACACAGCGACCUGCAAGUGCUGAAGGAAAAGGAAGGCAUAGACUACAUCCUCCUCAACUUCUCCUACAAAGAUAAUUUCCCCUUUGAUCCUCCGUUUGUUCGUGUGGUUUCUCCUGUCCUGUCUGGAGGGUAUGUUCUUGGCGGAGGAGCUCUGUGUAUGGAGCUGCUCACUAAACAGGGCUGGAGCAGUGCCUACUCCAUAGAGUCUGUCAUCAUGCAGAUAAAUGCCACUUUAGUCAAAGGAAAAGCAAGAGUGCAGUUCGGAGCCAAUAAGAAUCAGUACAGUCUUGCCAGAGCGCAGCAGUCAUAUAAAUCGCUGGUGCAGAUCCAUGAAAAGAAUGGCUGGUACACACCACCCAAAGAGGACGGCUAGAGCACAGCAUCCACACAUGGACCGAGCAUCUUCAGACGGACAUCUUUCUCCUCUCACCCCUCGUUUUAAUCAGAGCCACUCUUUCUGACACUUCUCUUUCCCCGCGGGGUAAAAAGGCUUGAUUUGACUCAAGUUUGACCACCUGACGUUCCUUCAUCAUCUCAAACAAUGCCACGAUUCCAGCAGAGCGAUGCAAUCUGACGCCAAUAUCUCUGAAAGAGCCCACACACAGCACGAUUUCUGCAGCGCUCCUCCAUUGUUUAUGUUUGUUUUGGUUGCAUAUUGAAAAAAAAAAACAAAGUUGUUACCAUGGCAACCCAGACUUCAUUGUGUUGCAAAUGAACUCCACAAUCAAGUAUACAGAUGCAUUUGGAUGAAUGAACCUUUGAAAGAACAGCAGGAGCUUCCCUCCGUCUGAUUACGUGACGUAACGCGAGUCUGUUUGCAUCAUGAGAAAGGGUUUGAGUGUGUUCAUGCCAUUGCAAAGCAUUUCUAUCAGUCCUGUAAACGACUUCUCCCUACCAACAUGGCCAACAGAACUGUCUGGGUUUGUAGAAGUGUAUUUACCGUGUUAUUUGAAGCCCCUGCAGUCUCUUGGGAAGCUGGGAGUGACUGAUAAUGCCUUAAAAAGGAAGAAAAAGGAAGUUAGUGUUUCUCGCGGUCGUCUCCAGUAUUUCCGUUCGAAACACAUCAUUAGAGGUCGAUCUGAUGGCUGUGACCACAAGAAAACAGUCCUGCUUUAGUGUUAAUAUCAUUCAGAAGCAUGUCCGUGUUCCUCUGUCAGAUGCACUGACUCAGUUUUCCUCUAGAUUCCUGUCGAAAGCACUGGGACGGUUCGGCUGUUUUCUGACAUUCACACUGGCCAAUGUGAGCCGCUUCACUGUUUCGUUUAGGUAAAGUACAGAACUAAAUAACGCCACUCUGACAUCAAGCCAUAGAUGGAGUCCAUAGCUGUUCCUCUGCUUCUGAGUGUUUGGAACGGGGAAGUGUGUGAUGCGUCGUUCGUUCGUUCAGACGGAGGAGUGUGUUCGAUGGCUUCAAUGCGUCAUGCACUGUUAGCAUGCUUCAGUUUAAUUGCAUUUUAUUUUUUUCCAUUGUAAGUGUAAUCUCGACCAUGUACAGUACAAUUUGUAAACUUGCAUCAAGUUUAUGAAUAAAGGAUUUUAAGAAAUACA